AUGAAUAAGGGAGCUCAGAUUGCAACAAUUAUUGCUGUCUAUGCUGAUUGGAGUUUUGCCCGAAUAAAAGGCAUAGGCUGGGGUUGGGCUGGUGUUAUCUGGCUCUACAACAUCAUUUUCUUCUUCCCUCUGGAUUGGUUCAAGUUUGUCAUCCGCUACAUUCUCAGCGGGAAGACGGUUUUCACUGCCAAGAAAGAUUAUGGUCGACAAGAAAGGGAAUUUCAAUGGGCCAGGGCUCAGAGGACUCGAGAUGGACUCACUAACCACCUUUUCUCUGACAAGAGUAGCUACGGAGAGCUUUCGGAAAUAACCGAACAAGCCAAAAAACGAGCAGCAAUGGCAAUAGCCCUCGAACUACACACUCUGGAGGGACAUGCUGAAUCAGUGGUGACGUUGAAAGGGCUCGACAUUGACACCAUCCAAUAG
Molecule: messenger RNA, 426 nt
Organism: Zingiber officinale
Lineage: Eukaryota; Viridiplantae; Streptophyta; Magnoliopsida; Zingiberales; Zingiberaceae
Product: plasma membrane ATPase-like
Exons: 4
Coding region: 1-426 (141 amino acids)
Source: RefSeq, a predicted model, not a curated record